This is a messenger RNA of Trematomus bernacchii (emerald rockcod), 3165 nucleotides long. RefSeq names its product sap30-like (gene sap30l). Gene Ontology annotation, cellular component: histone deacetylase complex. Gene Ontology annotation, biological process: regulation of DNA-templated transcription. Bases 589 to 1125 code for a protein of 178 amino acids. Lineage: Eukaryota; Metazoa; Chordata; Actinopteri; Perciformes; Nototheniidae. The record is from RefSeq and is a predicted model, not a curated record. The transcript is spliced from 4 exons. Gene Ontology annotation, molecular function: protein binding; transcription coregulator activity.
GGACAGGAACUUCCGCCACGGAGACGGAGCAUGUCCAUUGUACGAGCUGUUCUGAAAGAGUGCCGCGAUUGUUGAGCUGCAGUAUCUUAAGUGCGUGAUUUCUUCAAAGUUGUAACAUUAGACGUAGCGGUUUGUCGUCUUUUAGCUUAAAAUCGUAUGAGAUUGUUGUCGCAUAUAAAUCGUCCGGAGGGUAACGGACUGUUACUGGGAAGAAGUGCGACGGUCUCACCAUAGGAAUUUGUUAGCGGCAGCUCAGCCACCUUGCGGUCCGGCUAACACCGUGGCUAGGUAACGUUAGCUGCAGCUCUGUUGUGGCGUGAAUCUGACGGAAAUCUGUAAGAAUAUGUCCUCAACCGGAGGCUGUUACGCUUCGACAUAAGGGACUAGAGUGCACAAAUAAACAACAAGCUGUUAGCCCUCGAACUAGCGACUUAGCCAAGCUAACUAGCUAGCUAACGUUAACGCUACGGGAUUGUCUUUGACAAAAGGGCAACCCGUCAACAAGAGACUUUGUAGCCAAACUAACGCGUUUUUCCCUAUUUUUUUAUUUAUUGAGCUUUUGCACGAAGAGCAUUACAACAGCACAGGAUGAAUGGAUUUAGCACUGAGGAAGACAGUCAUGAUGGACCGCCGGCUCCGCCGUUUUAUGGACAGAGCUGCUGUCUGAUCGAGGACGGAGAGCGCUGCGGCCGGUCAGCUGGAAACGCCUCCUUCAGCAAGAGGAUCCAGAAGAGCAUAUCACAAAAGAAGCUCAAGCUUGACAUUGACAAGAGCGUGAGACACCUCUACAUCUGCGACUUCCAUAAGAACUUCAUCCAGAGCGUCCGCAACAAGAGGAAGAGGAAGACCAGUGACGAUGGAGGGGAGUCCCCGGAUCACGACGUGGAGGUGCCUGAGGUGGACCUGUUCCAGCUGCAAGUGAACACGUUGAGACGCUACAAGCGACACUACAAGCUGCAGACCCGGCCUGGACUCAACAAGGCCCAGCUGGCAGAGACGGUGAGUCGUCACUUCAGGAAUAUCCCGGUGAACGAGAAGGAGACGCUGACCUACUUUAUUUACAUGGUGAAGAGCAGCAAGAGCCGCUUGGACCAGAAAGGCGACGGCGGGAAACCGCUGGACUAAACUUCGCAACACAAAGCACAGUAGCUACAACAAAACCAUCAAUAAUCUACAGCUAUUUCAGAAACCCGGACACCACUAACGGCAACAACAACUGCAACCCUGCACCGUCCGCUCCUCUGUAGAGACAGACUCUUGUCGUCCUCAGAGGACAUCUCACUGAAUUGGAGGAGAAUUCAGGGUGGGAUGAGAUAUCUCUUGCUUAUUAUGCUCUUUUCAUAUAAAAACUGUCUCUGCGCAUGUUGUCACAAUGGUCAUUUCCUCUCCCUCUUCUCCGAAAAAAGCCAGACUGAGGUCCCGGGACUCACUCCACAGGGUUUUUAUGUUGUCAUGCUGUAAUGUAAUCUGUCAAUAUGUACAAAAGAACAGCGUCCAAUCUUAAGUAAGUUGGUUGACUGCAAAGUACAAUAUAGCUGCCUUAAGAGUAAAAAAAAACGAAACGUGUUUCUGUAAAUUUGGGGGAAUCUUUCUUUGCCGAGUAGACUGUUAACACUUUCACAGAGAGGAAUGCUUGUGCCAAACAGAAACGUUUGUUGGAAUUGAAUGAUGUUGAGUGGGAUUUAUUUUCUUUUUUUUUUUAAACGUGAAUUAAUUAAUUGUUGGAAAGGGGCGCUGCCUUUGCUGAAGUUACAUCCAGGGAUCAGGGUCAGUUUAACCAGAUCAAGAAUUCUUGAUUCUCAAUAAUGUCUAAAAGAAAGAAGCUGAUCUCAGUCCUACAUUUUAAUCUUUAUUCGCCCUUUUCCAACUGGAUGUGAUGCAUAUGAAGACCGAUGGUGGUGAAUGAUGUAGCAUUUAGCUAUGACCCACUCUUCCCCUUAUUGCUAGCUCUUUAAUGUACUUAACAACACAAACAUCACAGGUGUUGGUAGCUUGGUUUUUUUCUUUGUAACCCAGUUUUCUACUAAAUGUUUUAGUUCAGCCUCAAGUUGUAUAAAGUCUGUGUGCAUAUAUGAUUUAGAAUUGUUUUGUCCCAUCUUUCUUUUCCACCAGAAGUGGAACUUUUGUGUGUGAGAGAUAGGGGUGUAAGAGUAAUUAUUUGCGCCAUUUUAAUAUUUAAGAGCUGUGUUUAUAUUGGACUGAAGUCUUGAUUUGAUACUUAAAAUACCCAGAUGCAUUUAAAAAAAGUGGGUUUUCCCUUUGCCUUUUUGAAUAAUUAAUUACAUAUAUCAACAAAAAAAGAUAUCGAUGCGUGCCUUCCAUAUUGGCCAGCAAAAAUCUAAAUGUCAGUAGAAGUUGGCUAAUGAGCUCUUAAAAGUUAUUUCAUUUGUAUUCCCAGUUGAAUUAGCACUUCUAAUUAACAGUAUUACCCUCAAUGUCUUAAAGGAAAGGUCUAGUUUGGCACCAAAAGUCACAUCACAACUAAACAGGAUUUGUUUUAUGAGUUUGACCAUUUAUUAAAUGAUUUACUGUGUUAAUUGAAAUGAAGCUCAGUGACUCUGCAUCUUGGCAAUUAUUAUAUUCAGGUUUAUAUUCAAUGGAUUCACUGUUUGAUAAAUUGUCAUUUUUUGGAUCGUAUUUGUCAAUAAUAUUAAGCCACAACUGUUAUGGGGAAAGUAGCCUUUGGCAGGUAGCCACUUGUGUCACCUGUUGCAACAUUUGGUGUGAUCUAAAACUGCUCAAAAACUAAAUUGUAUGUAUAUUCCUAACUCACAGCUAACACAACGUUUUGCAUCUUCCCACAACAACAACAACUCUUCUACAUGUCCAAUUCUUUGUUGUUGUUUUCAUUGUGGUGACUACAUUGUACACACAGUUUGGGAUUUCUGUAGGGAUUUUUUAAAAUCACUUUGCAUCCUCUGUCACACAUCUUAUUUAAGGUUGUUCACCGAACUGAGUUGUCUUCAACAAAGGUUUAUAUUUUUAUUUUAGUGUCUGUUAUAUUUUCAGUUCUGCUUGUAGGUUUUAGUGUCAUGUAGAUAACACCCAACUUUAACAUAUAGGCCAUGCCACAUUAACCUUACUGUUGUAUUAGAAAAAAACAUAUUUAAAUAUGGCUGCUUAUUGCUCCUUAUAAUAAUAAAUGUAUUGUACAGAUAGAAACAA